This is a messenger RNA of Xyrauchen texanus (razorback sucker), 3306 nucleotides long. RefSeq names its product glucagon-like peptide 2 receptor. Gene Ontology annotation, molecular function: peptide hormone binding; glucagon receptor activity. Gene Ontology annotation, cellular component: plasma membrane. Gene Ontology annotation, biological process: cell surface receptor signaling pathway; adenylate cyclase-modulating G protein-coupled receptor signaling pathway. The record is from RefSeq and is a predicted model, not a curated record. NCBI's taxonomy places the organism in Eukaryota, Metazoa, Chordata, Actinopteri, Cypriniformes, Catostomidae. Bases 37 to 1611 code for a protein of 524 amino acids. The transcript is spliced from 13 exons.
GCUCUUUUCACCUCGCAGGCAGGUGAACACUGAGCCAUGCUCACGAUGCUUGCACCCUGGCCAGGGAGAAGGCUGGCGGACAAAGGAAUUCUACAUUGUGGUCUCUUUAUGGUAAUCUACACAACACAGGUCAUGAGCUCCGUGCUGGAUGAGCUGAUUUAUAAACAUGCUGAAUAUCAGGAGAACUGUACCCGAACUCUGAAAGCCACUCUCCCUACUGGAACUGGAAUAUUCUGCAAUGGAUCAUUUGACGUUUUUGCCUGUUGGCCACAUUCAUCUCCUGGGAUAGUAUCUGUACCUUGUCCUCCCUAUUUACCAUGGAUCAGAGAAGGUGCUCCUGGAAAUGUGUACAAGGAAUGCACAAUGAAUGGGACCUGGAAAACCGAGGAGAACUCCAACAAUGAAUGGAGAAAUCAGUCUGAGUGUGAACACCCUCAUUUUUUCAAGUCCGAGGAAGACGAAGUAUUCCGGCAGUCUGUGUUGAGGGUCCUGUCCAUAGUAGGAUAUUCGCUGUCUUUUUCUUCCCUUUCCUUGGCUGUUCUUAUAAUGAGUCUCCUGAGGAAGCUUCACUGUACCAGGAACUAUAUCCACAUGAAUCUCUUUGUAUCAUUCAUAUUUAGAGCAACGGCAGUAAUUACCAAAGAAAUCGUACUACAGAUUAUGUAUUCUAACCUACCCAGUGACGAAAUUGGAUGGAACAGCUACACAAACUCUGUGAUUUCUUUGAUCUGCAAGGCCUCAAAAGUGUCCAUGGAAUAUUUUGUGGGGUGUAAUUACUUCUGGCUUUUGGUGGAGGCAAUAUUCCUGCACACUCUUCUGUUUACUGCAGUGCUGGCCAGGACUAGACUUCUGAAGAGAUACAUGAUUAUUGGAUGGGGCACUCCAUUAUUAUUUGUGAUUCCAUGGACAGUAGUCAAAGCUUUGUAUGAAAAUGAAGGCUGUUGGUCGAAUAAAAUCAGAUGGAUCUGGUGGAUAAUCAGAGGUCCAAUAACAUUAUCAGUGAUUGUAAUUUUUUGCAUUUUUCUCAAAAUCAUCAAACUCUUGCUAUCAAAGCUAAAGGCUGACCAGGUGAAGUUCACCGACUACAGAUACAGUUUAGCCAGAGCGACACUUGUGUUGAUUCCUCUGCUUGGGGUCCAUGAGAUUGUCUUUACUAUAAUUAUAGACGAAUCGGUCGAAGGAAGCAGCCGCUAUGCUCGACACUUCGUCCAUCUAACCCUGAGCUCUUUCCAUGGUCUAUUAGUUGCAGUGCUGUACUGCUUUGCUAAUGGAGAGGUCCAGGCGGAGCUGAAGAAGAGGUGGCAGUUGUUUCUAGUUGAAAACCACUUUGAGGUGCACAACUGCUUUGCAGACAUACACCCCAAAUAUUUGUGGAAGUGCUCACAAAAGAACCCCAGACAAGCGACGGAACAAAGUGAAUCCAAUGAGGAAGGAAACCACGUCCCCACUCAGGAACAUGCAUUCCAAGUGACUGUCCAAUCAGCAGAAGAUGUGACAUGUGGGCGGAGCAAAGGCCUGGAAUUUUACAUGAGGAAGAGUCUCUCCAGCAGUGACGGGGAAAUGACAUUAGGGGAGACAAUGGAGGAGAUCAUAGAGGAGAGUGAGUUCUAAGAUUGAGCUCACCUGCUUGGAAUUGAUUCAGCCUGGUCUCAUGAACAUUACGUGACCGUGGCAACAUUUUGCAAACAAAAUUACUUGCCUUAUUAUUACACAUUUUGGUGCAGUUUCCCAGUGAAAUGUCCAGCAGGGGGCACCAAAUGCGAGUGAAAUGGUGUCCUAAUCAGAUUAGAUUUUUAAGGUGGAUUUUAGAUGAAGAUUUUAAUAUGUAAAAUGUACCACCCUGACCUAAACCUACCAAUAGUGAUCUAAAAUCAAAUGAGAGGUAGACAAAAAACAGACAUCCUUAGCCUUAACCAACACUAACUGAUAGUGUCUAACUGAUAGUAUCAAAAAGCAAAAUGAGAAAUUAAAUGCACAUUUUCUGAAGCAUCCAUCUUUUCAUAUUGAGUCGCCUCUAUGAUACUCUCGUCUCAUGUGUUAGCUUUUCAUGCUUGACUUGGCUUGAACCACGUACUUCCGAGUGAGUCUAUAAUACAAGCUUUAAAAUGUAUCGUUUUUCAAAUGAUGCGUUAUAGUAAAAGGUUUUCGAUAUCAUAACAUAGUGUGUGAAUAAAUGUGAAAAAUAAGUGUUUAUAAAGUCAUAAUCAGCCAUUGCACUACUACAAUUGCAAAUCUUUUAAAUAAAAUGUGCAAUUGUAUUAGUGCCACUUGUUCAAAUCACCAGGAAAUUCCGACAAAAAGCAGAAUUCGGCACGUAAAAGUCAGUUUGCAAAAAUGUACAUUGUUACCUUAAAGUAGCGUUCAUUCUUCAAGGCUUGGUUGUAUUGAUUUUUGUAUAAAUAUGUAAUUUAAGAUGUAUAUAUCUACACUUGAAUCCCUGUAAAUAGCUUCCAUUUUGUUUUGAUACCUUUUUUGUAUAAUAUACUGUACUGAUAUAAUUGUUUCCAGAAAGGGAGCUCCACAAUCAAGGCUUUGAAAAUUAUUUUGUGAAUUCACCAUAUCUUUUGAAAAUUAAAUAUGAAUUUACUGAAAAUCUACUUUAAUAUAGGGUGCCACAAGCAAUUUCAUCUGACAAAUAUCACUCAGAUAGGUGUCCCAGGAUACAACACCUGUCUCUGUGACAGCUCUACACUCUUCAAACAGCAAAAAAUAUUAGAGGGAGCGGCCCAUGAUAUUUUAGCCAAUUAGAAACACUUUUUGUAAAUAAUUUUGCAUGCAUAAGUUCGCUGACAUCAGCUUAAGUAACGUGUUUGUAGGGCAGGGUUUGGGGAGAGAGCAUAUGUUUGAAGGAAACUGAUGGAAGUUAGAAUGUGACUUCAAUUGUUUGCAGCAACUUUUCAGACAUGCUGAAACUGAAAAACAAUAAAAUACAGAGACAGACCCUUGAUUUAUUUAUUUUACCAAUCAUACUGCUACAAUUCAUACUGAACAGUCAAGUAGAAUACUAAAAUGAAACACAUUGCAUGACAGUUACUUACAGAGUUUUCUUUUUUAAGAGCAAAUGUGUGUGAAGCAUUAAAAGUUGUGGAUUAUUUACAUUGUAUGAGGUUACACACAACACAUGGAUGGUGAUGACGAUAAUAAUUAAAGUCAGUGUGAUAAUGUUUUUGAUUUGCCAAUGGACUGCUUAUAUCAGUGUAUUUAACUGUACUAAAGUGUCUAAAUAUACAGCAUAUCUUAAAGCAAAUGAAAAUUAAAUACAUUCCUGAUGAUGUAACCAUUUUUAACAUUGUGUUACUUUUAAUG